GGCGAAGAGAUUUAUUCUACCGACAUAUUAGACUCGCCCAAAGCAUCAGAAGCGUCAGUAUUAAAGGACGUCGAACUCUACAAUAUAAACGCUACGGUAUUUCAGUUCGACUCAAAGUUGCGAUGUCAAGUAUCUGCCUACAACGAAAGCGGUACAUUUAAACUUAAGACUGUGGAAAGUAACGAAUUUGUACCAAUGACAAUUUCAUCGACAUCAAUUACAUUUUCGCGAGGACAAAGUGCGUCAUUUACUGUAAAUCUGUAUGUUCCGUUUGGUUGUGGUACAAAGUCCAGAGACUGUCAACUUCAGUACCUUCUACAUGACCCAUCUGACCCCUAUGAUUGCAUGGAUUCGACAAUUGCAGUGUUGCACGGUGAUACUUGCGGUGGCCGUAUAGAAGGGUCAACCAAAACUGACAUGGAGACUUUUGCUUUACCGAAAUAUGAAACAACAAUAACAAUACUCGCAAAAAACAACAAUAAUUAUAACUUAAAAAGGGAUUUUGAGUUGAAGCUCAGAACAUUCUCGGACGACAAUCUAAAGAACCUUUGGCAAGGGUUUACCAUCACAAUAGAAGUACAUGUAACUGAUGACCAUUUGAUUCAACAUAGUCCUUGCUAUUCUCACGUCGAUCCGCAUAUGGGGACUUUUGAUGGACGCUGGUACGAAAACCAAAAUUCCGGCGAAUUCAUCCUCGUCCGUCACAAGAAAUAUCCCAUCGAAGUCGACAUGAUAACACAGCCUUGUUCCAAUUGGGGUCCAAUACCAACAUGUGCUUGCGCCGUUAAUGUAAGAGCCGGAGGUGAUAUAUUCACCAUAAACCAUUGCAGCGGACACCUAACAAAAUAUCUAUCCAAUAAGGAUCAAGCACUGAAAGUGUACCGAGAAAGUUCUUCGGAAUAUAAGAUUAUCCUGCCCACCGGCAUGUCUGUGAACAUAUACUUGAUGACAUGGGGGUAACUACGUAAUGAAUGUUGACAUUUAUCCGUCACCACAUGAUUUCAAUCAGGUUGAAGGAUUGUGUGGAAAUUAUAACGGCAAUCCAGUCGAUGAUUUUAUUAUGCGAGACAGCGGUACUUUGUGGACACCAAGUUCGGAUAAUUCUGACAGAGUCUGGCCUUGGGCUGUGUACCCGGAUGAAUUUUCUUUCUCAUGGGACCUUACUCACAAAAGGGAGGAGAGCUUGCUUAAUCCGGUUGUCUACGAGAAUACGUUGCCAUGGAAUCGGGAUCAAACGUAUUGCAUUUGUCCUGGUAUACCAGCUAACAACUUUCAGUCCGUCUGCUCAAAGCACGAGGACGAUUCUUGUAAAAAUCCAGUUUUGAGACGAGGACAACUGAUAACUGGUACCCUUCUGGUAUUCAGAGAUAAGAGAGGUGCGGAUAGUAAAGUUAAGAAACACGUUGUAGAAAAUCAUUUGAAGCAGCGUCUCGAAAAAAUGACAAAGGCCUGGUAUAAUACGGUUCUACAUAUACGCAGCAAGCGAGGGACUACGACUGCGAAUAUGAGCGCCGAAGAAGCACGUCCGUAUUGUGACGAAGCAUUCCUAAGUUGUGCGAGUGUGCAGGCUGCAAAGGAUCAGAUUGAUACGGACCUUGAGAAAACCCUAGAAGACUGUGCAUUUGACAUGGUGAUGACAGGGAAUUCAGAGUGGGUUACUGCUCAUUGCGAUGCACAGACACAGGCACUUCAAAUGGAAAUUCAGAAAAAUGAAACUAUAUUUGAAGUGUUUCCAGAAAUAGUCAAACUGGUGAAGGAUAAUUCUUGUCCGUCUAAUUGUAGCAGUAAUGGAAAAUGCAUUGAAGGUACAUGCCACUGCUUUGACGGUUAUGGUACGGACCUCUGCUUUAUUGAGCUCUCAAAACCACCUACGUUGCAAGAACUCGGAAACAAUGGGACCUGUGAUACCGGUAAAGGGGAUAUCUGUGACUGCAUUCCGAUAGUUGGUGACGGCUUUGUCGAGACCGCCAUUUGUAACGUGAUUAUAUAUGAGACAAAUGAAAAUAAUGUCUUCACACUAUCACAGUCGUUAAGCCUUGCAUGCGUAUACAACGACCUUAACGAAGUGUGCGCGCCUGUUCAGGAUGCCAAACGACGACGAAAGAGGUCGACACAAACAAUCAAUGCAACCAUGUAUCAGAUUUCAGUUAGUAAUGAUGCAGUGAACUUUUGCAGCCCUUCUAAAGUUGUUGUUUUGGAUGGCACCUGUCAAGACUUUUUUGAGGAUUCCGCUGGAAACACGGUCAUGAUUUUGAAACCUCGGUACUGUUAUAUCGAAGGAAGAUGUGUUGUGGAAGAGACGCCUGGAGAUGAUUCGUGUAUGGAAUGCAAGCCUGCGUCAUCUACAUUUGAAUGGACACACGUGUGCCAUGGAAGCAGUAAAAACGUGAAACGAAGCAUGCUAGGCAUCGCCAUUGGUAUAGCGGCCGGAGUAUUGGUGCUCGUUGGAGUAAUAAUUGUUUGUGUUCUGGUUGUGAAGAAACAAAAUACAAAUAGAACCGUUCAAGCAAGGAUUGAUGCCGGUCUUUAUGAGUCUACUCCUGCCAAGCUGCGUUUAGACCCUGGUAAGUUUUCAUCAAAGGUUGCACCCAUGCAUGUUGAAGGCGAUGGAUUCGUAUCUGAAUUGCCAGAAUCGUCAGAAAGACAACGGAGGAAUCGAAUCGGUCCUUCAAUGUCAAGCGACUGAAUGAACAGUAUCCGCCUUGUCGAACCCCAUUAGAGAAAGGUCACACACAGCUCAAACGAACACCAUGAUUGAACGACCAGUAACCGCUCUCCAUCGGAUUUCAUGAUUGAGAGAUAUGAAUCAUAACAAUAGAAGACCAAACCAUGCAAAUAAUAUAAAAACAACAGAAGGCACCACACGAACACUAUUACUAUCUCAAAUAUAGGAUACUUGGUUUGCAGACACAUUUAUUUUAAGUUACAACGGAAAAGUUCAAUAGAAAUCAUGUCUCGAACAGUUAAUAGUAUUAGCUAUUUUGUUAGUUGAUAGGUAUGAGUGUUUGUCUUAUAAUAAAUAAUCGCCUUUACUAAAAACAUUUACAAAUUAACACGUUCAUGCUGGUAAAAGUAGACAUGUAAAAUAGCAAUGACAUUGUUUAUUUGUAAUAUUAUUAGUGAGUUUUGUUUUGUUUUUUCUUUUCGUUUUGUAGAUGUGUUUUAGGUUUGUUUUUUUACAAUUGUAUUGUUGUUUUAUCUUUUUUUUUUAAUUUAACAUUUACUUCAAUAAAUAAUGCUUAAGUUCAAAUCAUGUUAAAACUGACUUAAUUAUGAACCUUGUAUAUCCGGAUUUGUCGUACAAGCAUGUACUUUAUGUUGCAAACGGUUCCGUAUUCAUUGAACAUUUACAUAAUGUAUAUAGUAGGUUUUGCUUUGUAACUCUCGUGUAUUGAAAUGCUGCUCACAUUUGAUAAAACAUGGUAAUUAUGAUGUGCAAUGUUAUAUCGCCCUCUUUUUAGACAAUAACAACAUGUAUUCCUGAUGACGGGAUAAACUACUCAUUGUCAUUUAAACGAAUCGAUUGUUUCUUUCGUGGAUAAAUCUCUUAAAAUGUGUUAUAUGUAAUCUAUAUGAAAAUACCGGUAUAUUUUGUUAUUAUUCAUCAUUAAUUUCAACGCUAGAUGUGCUCUGGUAACAUAGUUUAAAAAAGAUACAAAAUUUUCUUUUUGUUUUGUGUUAUGCUGGAUAAAAUAUUAAACACAUGCUCGUGUACCGAGUUAAUAUUGGUGUUUCGUAUGACUAGAUAUUAAAAUGGAAUAUAUUGUGACACACAAAAACGAGCAAUUUGAUCUCAUUGAAAAAUCUAUGUUACCAUACCACAUCUAGCGUUGAAAUGUUGGCUAUUGCAAUACGGAACACUGUUUUUUCAUUGGGUUAAUAUUCGUUGAUUUUGAGUAUUAAUGUUACUUUAAAUUUCAAUCAAUUAUAAUAAGUUAUAUUUCAUCUUUAUGAAGACACAGGUGUAUUUUGGAAAAAUUUAACAUUCUUUUAUUUUGUACAUGGGGCCAUUUUGUAUAUAGUUUUGUGUUGUUGACAAUAUGUGCACUUAUCACAUGUAGACUGUUGAGUGAAACACACCAUUUAUUAACAAUAACCUGUGUCCUGUGUUUGGUUUUUCGUGCACUUUCAAGUAAUAAGAAAUAAAGUCCUAACAUAUACAAAUGGGGUUGUCUUAAUUUCAUUCUUGUACCAUACGCACGCAGUUGUCGAUGCCUAGAUUCUAAUGAAUCGACACGUAGUUAUUAAUAAUACAACAAAAAAGCAAAGUAA
Messenger RNA from Dreissena polymorpha, 4272 nucleotides. RefSeq lists its product as uncharacterized. The transcript is spliced from 14 exons. Bases 968 to 2686 code for a protein of 572 amino acids. NCBI's taxonomy places the organism in Eukaryota, Metazoa, Mollusca, Bivalvia, Myida, Dreissenidae. The record is from RefSeq and is a predicted model, not a curated record.